AUGGCACCAGUAUAUGAAGAUUUGAAACGUUUAUUUAGUAAACAUGGUCGAAUUGUUGAUAUUACGAUUCCACUAGAUUAUCAUACGCAUCCAAGAGAUGCUGAAGACGCCAUGCGUUAUUUAGAUCGUUAUCGUUUACAUAAUAAAGAAUUAGAGAUUGAAUUUGCACGAGGCGACCGUAAAACUCCCUCUGAAAUGCGGUUACAAGAAAAAGAAUUUCAACCUGCUGGCAAUGAUCGUGGAGGAUCACGAGGAGGUCCAGGUGGACGAGGAAAUUACGGUGGUGGAAGGGGUGAAUCUCGGCGAAGACCAUCAAGAAGCAGAAGUAGAAGCCGUGGAGGUGCCCGUCGUGAAAGGAGUUUUUCGCGUGAGCGUUCCUCACCUCGACAUGGAUCGCGUCAAAAAAAAUCACGAUCAGAGAGUCAAUAG
Messenger RNA from Didymodactylos carnosus, 429 nucleotides. NCBI's taxonomy places the organism in Eukaryota, Metazoa, Rotifera, Eurotatoria, Philodinida, Philodinidae. The record is from the annotation of a GenBank genome assembly.